Molecule: messenger RNA, 8627 nt
Organism: Anguilla anguilla (European eel)
Lineage: Eukaryota; Metazoa; Chordata; Actinopteri; Anguilliformes; Anguillidae
Product: 1-phosphatidylinositol 4,5-bisphosphate phosphodiesterase epsilon-1-like
Exons: 33
Coding region: 438-7079 (2213 amino acids)
Biological process (GO): small GTPase-mediated signal transduction; lipid metabolic process; phosphatidylinositol-mediated signaling
Molecular function (GO): guanyl-nucleotide exchange factor activity; phosphatidylinositol-4,5-bisphosphate phospholipase C activity
Source: RefSeq, a predicted model, not a curated record
UGCAGUAGUGUGUAUGGAGCAGAGGGCUGAGCAGGUAUCCUCUGUUCCAAGUGGAUCUUCAGAAGUAGUUUCUCUGCACCCACAUGACUUGGACCACUGGGGAUGGAGUUGGCCUAACUUCGGCUGAACCGAAGUCGUUUGUUAUUCACCUCCAGUUUCCUGCGUGCCCCGGAGCGGUGAUGUGUCAGGGGGAGUGAGGAGGAGCCUGCUGGGCUGCAGCGUUGGAGCAGCACAGCGACCAGCAGCAUGCGUCUGAGGUCUGAGGCUCCGGGCUUCACUCCCUGAGAGCUGAGAACUGCGGCGGCCGCUGCUGUCCUGGGCCUCACAGCCGGGCAGACUGUUAGCCACAGCCCUGCAUGGAGCGUGCGGCUGCUGGCUGUGCUCUGUGGGGAACCUGAGAGAGUCACGCGUUCGUUUCCCUCCUGGCUCCCUGGGACAUGAGGGUGGCUGAGGAGAGCUGGAGGGAUCCCGCCAUCCCGCCUUUCGCCGUGGCGUCGGACGGGGUGUCUGCGGCCCGCGGGAUGGAGACGGAGGCUUGCAUUUCGCCCCCUGGCAACGCAAACCCCUCGAGCUGUCGACGCCCGAGCGCCGAUGGCCAGCAGCGUCCCGGGACGGGGCUCGAACCUGCGGAACCCGUCCGCCACAGCUGCGGAGGCAGAGAAUUUCCGGAAGAUGCCGGAGGUUUCGCCGCGAUCGCCGCCCGCCGAGAGAGCGUCAUCCCCGCGCCGAGCGAGAUGGCGGGGUUCCGUCGCGCGGUCUCCCCGUCCUUGAGCGAUCCCAUUGGGCUGCGCCAUCCUGGCACCUGGCUGUGGAAAAUGGAGCUGGAAGCGGAGGUUUUCCCUCCCGACCAGACGCUGUUCCACGCGGUACGGACGGAGGCUCCCCGCGGUGGGGUGGACUCCGAUGCCGCGGCGCGGGAGAACUGCGUCUGUGUCGCGCCGCACGUGUGCACCGCUGGCCGGUGCCGCCGGGCCCCUCCAUGUCCGUCUGGCGGUGGCGGCGGCAGAGGUUUCUCCCCCGCUCUCGUGUCGGGUACACCGGCGUUCCUGGGAAACGAGGCGAGCUGCGGCUGUCGCGUCAGGGGCGGGCGCCCUCGCUUGGAACGGCGCCGGGCGGUCCGCUCGAUGGACGACUUCCCUGCGCCUCCCGCCGGAAACGGCCUGGGCGGCGGUCCGCAGGAGGACGGCCGCCUCGCUCAGGGCAAGAGGGAGCGCUCCACGCUGCUCUUCCGCAGGUACCACAAAAACAACAGGGAGGUGCGCAAGCCCGUGUGCGCCGGGACCCGAGCCAUCGUCAUGGCGCUGCCCUCGGGCCACGUCGGCGCCAGCUUCGCGUGGGUCCUCUCGAAGAGUCACCGCCCUCCUGCGUCCCGUCUACGCCGGGCACCGGCUGGCAUGGCCGGCCUGGAGGACCGCAGGCUGCUCUGUCUCGGGACCGGACGUCUGGAGGUCUUCUCCGUGCCGAGCGUGUGGGAGGGAGCGUCCGGACCGGAGAAUCUUCUCCACCCCUCCUGGAAGAUCCUGGCCUCGUCGGUGCGACGCGGCGACCCCGCCCGGCCAUGGCCCUGCCCCGGGACGCGUAGCUACCGCGCCUCCCUGCACGGGACCGCCUUUUCGGCCCACGUCACAGGGGUGCUCCUGGAGGCCACGGUGUCCAUCGGGGCCUGCAGCGUCCUCCCCAGCAUCUCCGUCGUGCCCAAGGGCAGGGCGCUUCUCAGAGAACGGCAGCCGCGUACCGCCAUGGCGGGUCCGGGCGCGCCGGCGGCCGGCGGGACGAGCGUGGGCGAAGAGCUGGCGGCGCUGCGGCACCUGGUGCCGUUUCCCGAGGAGAUCGCCUGCAUCCUGACGGAGCAGGAGCAGCAGCUGUACCGCCGGGUCCUCCCGCUGGACUACCUCCGCUUCCUCACCCUGGACCUGGAUGCGCCCGAGGCCCCCGGGCACCGCCCCCGCCUGCAGGCCUCGCUGUCCGCCGCGGCCGCGUCCGAGUCCGCGCGCGGCGACCGCCGCCGCGGCAACCCCGUGGGGGACCUGGUCACGCGUUUCAACGAGGUGAGCUCCUGGGUUACCUGGCUAAUCCUGACUGCAGGCUCAAUGGAGGAGAAGAGAGAAGUCUUCUCCCACCUGGUCCAUGCUGCCAAGUGCUGCUGGAACAUGGCCAACUACAACGCUGUGAUGGAGCUGUUAGCAGGACUCAGGUCCCGCAAGGUGCUGAAGAUGUGGCAGUUCAUGGACCAGUCGGACAUCGAGGCCAUGCGCGGCCUGAAGGACGCCAUGGCGCAGCACGAGCACACGUCCGAGUACAAGCGGGCGCUGACCCGUGCCCUCCACAUCCCCGGCUGCAGGGUGGUGCCCUUUUGCGGCGUCCUCCUCAAGGAGCUCAGCGACGCCCUGGACGGAGCCGCCUGCCUCAUCGGCCUGCACCCCCGUGCGGACUCCAUCGAGUUUUUGACAGACUACAGAGGCCAGGAUGGCUUCGUGCAGAGGGCAGGGCGAGGAGGUCUGAGGAGCGCGGAGAAGGAGGCCACGGUCAGCAACAUCCUGCAGAUCAUACGCAGCUGCAACCGCAGCCUGGAGAGCGAGGAGGCGGAGGACGGCAUCGGCGAAGGGUCCGCUGCUCACAGGAACUCCUUCAAGGAAAAAUACAGGAACCAAUUGUCUGUGGGGGACCUGUGGGAUCCGGAGGGGGAUCAGCCGGAGCUGUCCGGGGAGGCGGAGCUCCAGGGGCUGGAGGAGUGGCAGAAGGCCUUUGCGCACGGGACGGAGCUGAUCCCCUGGUACGUGCUCUCCAUCCGAGCCCACGUCCACCAGUUCCUCCUGCAGGGGGCGACGGUCAUCCACUACGACCAGGACUCCCGCCUGACGGCCCGCUGCCUCCUCCGCCUGCAGCCGGACAACUGCUCCCUCUCCUGGGCCCGGCUCCCCAGCGGCUGCCCCUCCGCCGGCAGGGCCAAGAACGGGGCCCCGGGCGGCAGCCCCGAGUUCACGUACUGCCGGCCGCAGUCGUUCGGGCAGGCUGUGCUGAACGGCCUGACGGACGGGUUUCUGGACCUCUCCGUGGCCAAGGCGGUGUUCCUGGGCCACCCCGGCGCGGACGUGGGCGCGGCGUGCCAGCAGAACAAGCUCGGCGCUCUGGGCCGGGAGGAGAGCGCCGUCACGCUGCUCUACGGCCUGCACACCACCGACAACAAGCUCCUGCACUUCGUGGCGCCCCGCCUCACCGCCCGCAUGCUGCACGACGGCCUGGCCGACCUGGUCUCCGCCGUCCGGAGGAUGAAGAGGUUCCCCGACCAGAGGCUCCAGUGGCUGAGGAGACAGUACGUCAGCCUCUAUCAGGAGGAUGGCCGGUACGAGGGGCCGACCCUGGCCCAGGCCAUUGAGCUGUUUGGCGGAAGGCGCUGGAACACAGGGAGCGCGAACGCUCAGAAGAGCGGCGCACUGGCCGCUAACAGGAAGAAGAAGAUGAUAAGGGCCGACAGCGGGGACGCCACCGACGAUGAGGCGGGCUCGCGGAAGACGAAGAGCAACCGGGAAGCGGCGGGAAGGCGUGGCUCCGACCCCUCGGACAGCCUGGAUCAGGACCAGCUCGAUGAUAGCAGUUCCUCUGGACCGUUUUCCCCGUCCUCCAGUAAAGCCUCGCCCUCCAGCGUCCCCUUCUCUCCUCCCACCUCCUCUGUCCCCGCCCAGGCGCACUCCUCUCCCCUUUCACCUCCUCCUGCACCGCUGCACUCCUCUCCCAUCCUCCCUUCUGCUACCAAGGGCCAGGCGGGCCGGGCCUGCUUUAGCCGAGGAAAGGGCUGCCUCAAGAGCUUUCAGAACCUCAUGGUGUCCGACACCCCCAUGACCUUUACCGAAUUUGUGGAGCUUUUCAAAUCCUUCAGCGUACGAAGUCGGAAGGACCUGAAGGAGCUGUUUGAUGGCUUUGCUGUCCCCUACUGUCCGUCUGCCCAGGACCCCGCCCCUCUCUACACCAAGCUCAGGAUCGAUGACCGAGUGACGGGCCUGCAGCCUGAUCUGGACCUCCUGAUGCGUAAUGGCUCAGACCUGGGCCUCUCCAUCCGGACCCAGCAGCUGAUUUCGGACAACCAGAAGCAGAUCUCCGACGCCAUCGCGGCCGCCAGCAUCGUGACCAACGGCACCGGCGUGGAGAGCUCCUCUCUGGGGCUGCUGGGCAUGGCCAUCCCCCAGCUCAACGACUUCCUGGUCAACUGCCAGGGGGAGCACCACACCUACGACGAGAUCCUGAGCAUCAUCCAGAAAUUUGAGCCAUGUGCCAGUAUGCGACAGAUGGGUUGGAUGUCAUUUGAGGGGUUUGCCAGGUUUAUGAUGGACAAGGAUAACUUUGCUUCAAAAAUGGAGGAAUCCCAGGUGAACCUGGAGGACCUGCAGUACCCUUUAUCUUACUACUACAUUCAGUCUUCCCACAACACCUACCUCACAGCCCACCAGCUCAAAGGGGAGUCCUCCGUGGAGCUCUACAGUCAGGUGCUGCUCCAGGGCUGUAGAAGUGUGGAGCUGGACUCCUGGGAUGGUGACGAUGGGAUGCCCAUCAUUUACCAUGGCCACACCCUUACCACCAGGAUCCCCUUCAAGGAUGUAGUGGAGGCUGUGAACCGUUCUGCUUUUGUCACGUCCCAAAUGCCUGUCAUCCUUUCCAUCGAAAACCACUGUUCGUUGCCUCAGCAACGCAAGAUGGCAGAAAUCUUCAAGGCGGUUUUUGGGGAAAAGCUGGUGACCAAGUUCCUGUUUGAGAGCGAUUUCUCGGACGAGCCGCUGCUUCCGUCCCCGCUGCAGCUGAAGGGGAAGAUCCUGCUGAAGAAUAAGAAGCUGAAAGCACACCAGGCCCCCGUGGACAUCCUCAAACAGAAGGCUCACCAGCUAGCCCACAUGCACGCUCAGGCUAGCAACGGUCAGCAGCACGAGGAAGAGGAGGAGGAGGAAGAUGAGUACGAUUACGACUACGAAUCGCUGUCUGACGCUGAUGUCUUUACCACCUAUCCCGUUUCUUACGGCCUGGAAGAAAAUAUACUGGACGAUCGCUCUGAGGGGAAGGCGUCGGAUGACAAACUUCACUUGGAACACUGUGAUGAAGCUCCUAAGAGGAUGAAGAAAGCUGAAAAUGCAUCUAAAGGAAAGGUAUUCGAUAUGGAACUGGGAGAAGAGUUCCAGCUUCUACGGAACAAAAAGGAGAACAGGCAGAUCGCACAGGAGCUUUCCGAUCUGGUUAUUUACUGCCAGGCCGUCAAGUUUCCAGGUUUCUCCACACUGGCUUCGUCAGGUGCGGGAAAAGACAAAAAGUGUCGGAAGUCCAUCUUCAGCAAAUCCAGCACUGGGGAGAGCACACCGCCGUCCCGUUCCCCGGGGAAAGCAGAAGCGUGCGUAAGCUGGGAGGAGUCGGGCCCCGCCGCCCCGGGCUCCGCCCCCUCCCUGAGCGCGCUCAUCAGGACGCCGCGGUGCUACCACCUGUCGUCGCUGAACGAGAACGUGGCGAAGCGGCUGUGCCGGCGCUACUCGCGGAAGCUGAUCCAGCACACCGCCGGGCAGCUGAUCCGCACCUACCCCGCCGCCACGCGCAUCGACUCCACCAACCCCAGCCCGCUGCUCUUCUGGCUGCACGGCGUCCAGCUGGUGGCGCUCAACUUCCAGACCGACGACUUGUCCAUGCAGCUGAACAGGACCAUGUUUGAGGCCUGUGGGGGCUGUGGGUACAUCCUGAAACCCCCGGUGCUCUGGGACAGGAACUGCCCCCUGUACAGCAACUUCAGCCCGCUGGAGCGAGAGAGAGAGGACAUGAGCCCCGUGCACUUCUCCCUCACUAUCAUUUCGGGUCAGAACCUGUGUCCCGGCAGCAGCGGUGCCGGCAGCCCCUGCGUGGAGGUGGACGUUCUGGGGGCGCCGGCCGACUGCGUGCGCUACCGGACCAAGCCCGUCCACCGCAACGCCCUCAACCCCAUGUGGGGCGAGCGGUUCCUCUUCCGCGUCCUCGUGGAGGAGCUGGCGUUCCUGCGCUUCGCCGUGGUGGAGAACAACAGCUCGCAGGUCACCGCCCAGAGGAUCCUCCCCCUCAGCGCUCUCCGAUCGGGAUACAGGCACGUACAGCUCAGGAACCUACAGAACGACACGCUGGAGGUCUCCAGUCUGUUCAUAUACAGCCGGAGAAUGGAGGACAGUGCCUCAGGAAACGCUCUGCCCGCUUCUAUGUUUUUCAGCACAGAAGAGCAGAGGGCUGCAGUCCAGUAUAAGGUAACGGUUCACGGAGGUCCAGGUCCGGAGCCCUUCACCGUGGUGUGCGUAAAUGAGAGAACCACUGUCAGACAGCUGCUGGACAUGCUUUUGUCUCAGUCAGGAGUCUCUACCUCAGGCUGCUUCCUUGUGGAGGAGAAGGUGCCCGUAUGCAGAGAGAAGAGUGACGCUCGGAGGCAGCCACUCCAGCGAGCUCUCGGCCCAGAAGAGGAGGUCCUCCAAGUGCUUGGCGGCUGGUCCCCGGAUGAGGGUUACGUGGGAAGAAUCUGCUUCAAAACCAAAGAGGAAAGCUGGAGUGACCGGAGGGAGAAGAUGGAGGGAGAGGAGGAGCAGUGCGACGGGGUGGAGGAGGACGGCGUCUUCGUCCACGUGCACGAUGUGUCCCCGGGACAGCCCUACUGCGUCAUCAAGACCCUUCGCCACAGCACUGCCCAGGAAGUCAUCCAGCAGGCUCUGAAUGAAGCCAUGCAGUCCUGCGGCGUUCCCAGCAGCCCUCGGCCGUCCGAUUAUGUGCUGGUGGAGGAAACCGCCAAAGAGACGGCGAACAAGAAGGCCGGGGCCAAGCCGAGCCAGCGUGCGCUGUGCGAGCUGGAGUGUGUGUACCAGGCCCAGAGCCGCUGGAAAGGCCCGGGCCGCUUCAUUCUCAAGCGCAAGGAGCCGGUCCAGACUGCGCGGGAUGACAAGAGGAAGGGCAUCUCCUUUGCCAGCGAGCUGAAGAAGCUGACCGGCCGUAGUUGGCCCGUUUCACUGGGUUCACCUUCCGCAGAGAACGCACGCGGGAAGGACGAGAGGCCUGCAGUGUAUGCACACUUCAGCGAAGCCACUGAGCAGGUUCUCUGAGGAGUGCAGUCAGCGCCUCCUACAGGUACGGAGUGAAAGUGCUGGACACACAUUAAUGACUGGCCCAUGUGAUUCCCCUAUUUAAAUAAGACAAUCAAGACAGUGCAAUCUAGUGCAUCAGUAUAGCUGCAACCAGCAAGUGUGUGUGUGUGUGUUUGCACACACGUGUUUUUUUUUUUGUUUUUUUUUUGUUUUUUUUUAAUCUGCCAUUUUAAAUGGGUGUAAAAUGUAUUUAUAAUUUAAUUUUUCCGGGGCAUUCCAUUUCCAGCGCGUUGGUUAUUUAUGUUUGGUUAUAACACUUUCAAGUUAGGCAAGAUUGGUCUCUACUGUGGCCGACAAGGGCAAAUGGCCCAAAAAAGUAACUUAUAUGGGUGUUUAACUAGUGUUUUAUGUGUUCUGCUCUCCUUUUCACCCCUCUUAACUUCCAGUUGUCCUCUCUCCACCUUCCUCUUAUGCAAUGUCCCCUUGCUGAUCAAUUAAGUAUCCUAUCACAUGUGGAGACGAUGUAGAGGAGAGAAAACUAAAUGCAAUCAAAACACUCUGGUCUCCCGGAAAGUAGUUAGCUACCACUACGGACAACGUUAGCUAGAGUUAAAUGCAAGAUCUGGCACACAAUGUUGUCGCUAGCAACCUCUUGUAGAAGUCAAAGUCUCUAUCAUGCCAACGCUAGCUGCGUAAAUCUGUUGCUCUUUUAUAAUAUUGUAAAAGACUAAGGCCAAAUGUAAAAAAAGAAUACGUAGGCUACCUUUUUAUGUAGCCUCUAUUUAUUUUUUAAUCUUUUUGUUCUCUUCUGGAGAUCUUCCGUUUUGUUGACUGGAUAUGCAGCGUUUUUCUGUUGCAUUUGUUUUCGGAGUUUGUGUGUUUUUGAUUUUGCAUCGUUUCUGUAUUUGCAGCGUGUUUGCUGUUAAUGUAUUUGUUUUGGCUUUCUGCAGCACGUUUUUUCAUUUGGAGCACGUUUCCGUUGUUGUAUUUGCAUUGGAUUUCCAUAUGUGUUUUUGAAUUGGCAUCGUUUCUGAAGCUGCAGCACGUUUCUCCGAAUGGAAAUGUUUUGGGCCGUUGUAGCGCGUUUGCCCUUGUCGGCCACCGUAGGUCUCCCAUUCACAAGGCUGCAUCAUUCCAAAUAUACUUUUAUAUAUAUUUUUGGACACUUUUCUGGAUCUUGUGGAACAUUUCAUUUUUAACAGAAUUGUUUUAAGUUUUUUUUAUUUGUAUUUAAUUUUAUAUUAAUUAACAAUGACAUCACUUUUGUGACACAAAUAUGUGUGCAUUAUGUGGAAUAAUUUUCUUCUGUUCCUGUUUGAAAGUCCAUAACAUGUCAAUGGGGAGAUUUGUUUUAAUUUGUGUUCAUAGUUCAAAGCCAUAGCAUCACCUUACACUGUUCCAGCAGUCUUUAUAAUUUGUUUUUACAACUUUAUUUCUGAUAUAAACGUGCUGGUUGUGAUUAGCCUGUUAGCCUGUUAAUAUAUUGCAAUGUGCUGUAUUCACAUUGUGAUGAUUGUAUUUUUAUAAUGCUUUGUAUUACAAAAUGAAUAAACCACAUGAACUCUG